UUAAUUAUUUUUUUGUGUUGCGCGCGCGCGUCCGGGUCGGCUGUGCGCAUCAGGGUGGGAAGAUCAUGGGCACCCUGCGCGACCUGCAGUACGCCCUGCAGGAGAAGAUCGAGGAGCUGAGGCAGAGGGACGCGCUGAUCGAUGAGCUCGAGCUCGAGCUGGACCAGAAGGACGAGCUGAUCCAGAAACUCCAGACCGAGCUGGAUAAGUACCGCUCUGUGAUCAGACCGGCCACGCAGCAGGUCCAGCAGAAACACAACGAGCUGCAUGAGCAGCAGAGGACCAAACGGCAAGCCAUCUCGGCUGAGCCGACAGCCCUGGACUUCCAGGAUCUCAGCCAAGUCACCCUACCCUUCUACCCCAAGAGCGCAGAGUCCAAGGAGCUCAUCAAGGAGGCCAUUCUAGACAAUGACUUCAUGAAGAACUUGGAGCUUUCACAAAUCCAGGAGAUAGUGGACUGCAUGUACCCGGUGGAAUAUGACAAAGAGAGCUGCAUUAUUAAGGAGGGCGACGUAGGCUCACUCGUCUACGUUAUGGAAGAGGGCAAGGUGGAGGUAACCAAGGAAGGCAUGAAGCUGUGCACCAUGGCACCGGGGAAGGUGUUCGGCGAGCUGGCCAUCCUCUACAACUGCACCCGCACCGCCACGGUUCAGACUCUCACAAAUGUAAAGCUAUGGGCCAUUGACCGGCAGUGUUUCCAGACAAUCAUGAUGAGGACUGGACUCAUCAAACAUGCUGAAUACAUGGAGUUCCUCAAGAGUGUUCCCACAUUCCAAGGCCUUCAAGAAGAAAUACUCAGCAAACUCGCGGACGUGCUGGAAGAGACUCACUAUAGCGAUGGAGAAUACAUAAUCAGACAGGGAGCUAGAGGAGACACCUUCUUCAUCAUCAGUAAAGGAAAGGUGAACGUUACCCGGGAAGAUUCGCCUAAUGACACUGUUCAUCUCCGUGGCCUGGGGAAAGGGGACUGGUUUGGAGAGAAAGCACUUCAGGGAGAAGACGUUAGAACGGCCAAUGUCAUCGCUGCUGAGGCUGUCACUUGCCUGGUCAUCGACAGAGAUUCAUUUAAGCAUUUGAUUGGAGGUCUGGAUGACGUCUCGAACAAAGGCUAUGAGGAAGCUGGAGCCAAAGCGAAAUACGAGGCAGAAAAUGCCUUCUUCUCCAACCUGAAGCUGGCAGAUUUCAACAUCAUCGACACCUUAGGGGUGGGAGGAUUCGGACGAGUCGAGCUGGUGCAGCUCAAAAGUGACGAGACCAAAACGUUCGCCAUGAAGAUCCUGAAAAAGCGCCACAUCGUGGACACGAGGCAACAGGAGCACAUCCGCUCGGAGAAGCACAUCAUGCAGGAAGCCCAUUCAGACUUUAUCGUGAGAUUAUACAGGACAUUUAAAGACAGCAAAUAUCUGUAUAUGCUGAUGGAAGCCUGUUUGGGAGGUGAACUGUGGACCAUUCUCAGAGAUCGAGGAUCUUUUGAUGACUCCACAACACGCUUUUACACUGCCUGUGUAGUGGAAGCCUUCGCUUAUUUGCAUUCCAAAGGGAUAAUUUAUCGAGAUCUCAAGCCAGAAAACCUCAUCCUGGAUCACAGAGGCUACGCCAAGCUGGUGGAUUUCGGUUUUGCCAAAAAGAUCGGCUUCGGGAAGAAGACGUGGACCUUCUGUGGAACACCGGAAUACGUAGCACCGGAAAUUAUUCUUAACAAAGGCCAUGACAUCUCAGCAGAUUACUGGUCACUCGGUAUCCUCAUGUAUGAGCUCCUGACUGGCAGCCCACCAUUCUCAGGGCCGGAUCCAAUGAAGACGUACAAUAUAAUCUUAAGAGGUAUUGAUAUGAUUGAAUUUCCAAAGAAGAUCACCAAAAAUGCUGCCAAUCUAAUAAAGAAACUAUGCAGAGACAAUCCAUCUGAGAGACUAGGAAACUUGAAAAACGGAGUUAAAGACAUCCAAAAGCACAAAUGGUUUGAAGGCUUUAACUGGGAAGGGUUGCGCAAAGGGACUCUCACCCCUCCUAUUAUACCUGAAGUAUCAUCAGCAACCGACACUAGUAACUUUGACAGUUUCCCCGAGGACAACGAGGACCCGCCACCUGACGACAACUCGGGCUGGGACACGGAUUUCUGAUCCUAUUGGCCUUUUUGACUCUCAGUCCAGACCUUCAGGACUUGGUUGUGUUGAGAGACCGCUGCUCAAGGAGGCGAACUUAAAAAAAAAAUGAUAUAAAAAAAAAAAAAGAGUCCAGCUCUGGGUCACCAUGAUGCCUUCCCCAACGUUGUCCCUAUUGGGAUGCCCCAGAUAUCUAAACAUCCACACACACCGAUAGCUUUAUCACAUUGCAUUAUUCCUCAUUCCCCGUUCAUUAUACUCUUGCCUUUUUAUGAUUGGACAGAACUCGAGUUGACAGGAUUGGACAGUGCUGAUUUUUUUUAUUUUUUCAACCUGUGGUCAUGCUGUUAAAAAUCAUGCUCUUAAAUUUUAGUUUCUUAACCGGUGUAACAGUACAGUAUAUCAUGAUUGUGUAUAUAUGGUAUUAUGUAUGUGGAAAGUCUCGCACUCUGUAUGUCAUUAUGACAGUGAUUAAGGUAUACAUGAUAACUUUCUUUAAUACACUGAAAGGCCCGUCCACUUAAGUGCUUUUCCUUAACACUUAUAUUCAAUUAAAUAUUCACAACAUUUUAGCCUAUUUCACCUUAAAGAAACAAAAAGCAAAAACCCCAUCUAUUGACAUUUCUUAUACUGAAUGUGUCUUAGGCAAGGGUCAGUGUCUCUAGGUUUACACCACCAGAGGGCAGUCUGUGAUAAACACAAAUCACCUGAUGGGCCGUGCGAAUGAAGAGAAGUUAAAACGAUCAGCGAACAAUUAUUGUGUACGUGCUGCUAUAUGAUCCGUCCCAUCAUCAUGGUUGGCCACGCCCACUACAAAACCACCAUCAUCCAUCGUCUCAUCGAACGGCUAGACGACUGCCUGAAGGCUGACAAUAGCUUGAACACAAACUAAUGUGCUGGAAAACAAAUUAAGGAUUUUUAUUUAUUGUAGGACCAGAGGUAAAUAUUUAUGUACAUAUUCAGUGCUGAUAUUUUGUGAUACUUGUAGAAGAAAAGAAUGUCUAUAUAUAUAUAUAUAUAUAUAUAUAUUGUCAGAGUAAAGCUGGCUCUGUUAUUUAAUUUGUUUGGAAUACGUUUUAUCUGUAUGGUACUUUGUAGACUUUGUUGUAUCUCCUUUUGUGCACCGCGUGUCCAAAACUUCAUGAUGGACAGUUUGUUUGAUUGUUUAUUUCCGGCAUUAUUGGAAGUGCCUUAAUUCAAUGGCAUUCGAUAUAGACCCUGCGUUGGAACUGAUGCUGCAUGACUAGGUGAACACCUCGGAUAUGUAAUCUUUACUCGUUUGUGGCUUUUUUAAGGUUCGCCGAUUUCUAUGCCUUUUUCUUACAAUAAAAGCAUCGAACAUA
Molecule: messenger RNA, 3445 nt
Organism: Clarias gariepinus (North African catfish)
Lineage: Eukaryota; Metazoa; Chordata; Actinopteri; Siluriformes; Clariidae
Gene: prkg1b
Product: protein kinase cGMP-dependent 1b
Exons: 18
Coding region: 66-2120 (684 amino acids)
Biological process (GO): protein phosphorylation
Molecular function (GO): cGMP-dependent protein kinase activity; ATP binding
Source: RefSeq, a predicted model, not a curated record